Molecule: messenger RNA, 577 nt
Organism: Gastrolobium bilobum
Lineage: Eukaryota; Viridiplantae; Streptophyta; Magnoliopsida; Fabales; Fabaceae
Product: LOB domain-containing protein 12-like
Exons: 2
Coding region: 83-577 (164 amino acids)
Source: RefSeq, a predicted model, not a curated record
AUUAACUUCCUCUGUUUUUCUGGUCACCGCUUUUCUCCUUUUUUAACCACCAAACACUACACUUUUCAAAAUCAAAAAAAUAAUGGGUGGGAAUUCCCCGUGUGCCUCAUGCAAGCUGCUGAGACGCCGAUGCACAAAAGAUUGCACCUUUGCUCCUUAUUUCCCUUCUGAUGAACCCCAAAAGUUCGCCAUAGUUCACAAGGUUUUUGGAGCUAGCAACGUUAGCAAAAUGUUGCAGGAACUUCCGGUUCAUCAGAGAGCAGAUGCAGUGAGCAGUUUAGUGUAUGAGGCAAAUGCAAGAGUCCGUGACCCAGUGUAUGGUUGUGUUGGAGCUAUAUCCUACUUGCAAAAUCAGGUUUCUGAGCUUCAAAUGCAACUUGCAGUUGCUCAAGCAGAGUUACUCUGCAUCCCGAUGGAAUAUGAACCAGUGAUACCAACCCCAGAAAUUUACCCUGAUCAGAAAUCUUACUUUCUCCAAAGUGAUCUCCCUCAAUAUCUCAACUAUGGCACUUCUAGCAAUGUAAUUCAUGACUCUCUCAAGAGAGAGAGCAUUUUUGGACAUGACAUGGUUUCUUGA